Gorilla gorilla gorilla (western lowland gorilla) is the source of this 6350-nucleotide messenger RNA. RefSeq names its product ETS variant transcription factor 6 (gene ETV6). The record is from RefSeq and is a predicted model, not a curated record. Gene Ontology annotation, cellular component: nucleus. The transcript has 8 exons. Gene Ontology annotation, molecular function: sequence-specific DNA binding; DNA-binding transcription factor activity, RNA polymerase II-specific. NCBI's taxonomy places the organism in Eukaryota, Metazoa, Chordata, Mammalia, Primates, Hominidae. Bases 674 to 2029 code for a protein of 451 amino acids. Gene Ontology annotation, biological process: regulation of transcription by RNA polymerase II; cell differentiation.
AGGGCGGGCGCCCGCACCGGGGGCCGGCCUGGGGGGCUGCGCCGCUCGCCCCGCUCGCAGCCGCGGCCCCACGCGGCCCCGCUACCCGGGUUUCCUCCGCCCGCGCCCCCGCGGCCGCCCCUCCCCCGCGCAGCUUUUAUUUCCCCGAUGCCGGGCUGUAACCCGAGCUUUUAUUUCCUGGUGGCUCCUUUAAGAGGCAGAGCUCAGUGCUGGGAAUUCACGUCAGUUUCUGCACUGAAACUCUCAAGAUCAAUGAGCAAAGAGCUUUCUCAGUUCUGCCUUUCAGUUUCUCUCUUCCAGGAAGGAAAACAUUCGAGAGAGCGAGGGAGAGCCGCGGGAGGGCGGGGGGCGGGGGCGCCGGCUGCGGGUGGGAGGAGAGACCGGGAGGCUGGCCGGGCUGCGUCCCGGGUCCCCGCGCCGCGCCGCGACCUGCAGACCCCGCCGCCGCGCUCGGGCCCGGCUCCCACGCCCCCGCCGCCCCGCGCGCCCAACUCCGCCGGCCGCCCCGCCCCGCCCCGCGCGCUCGAGACCCCCGGGGCGGCUGCCGGGAGAGAUGCUGGAAGAAACUUCUUAAAUGAUCGCGUCUGGCUGGCCGUGGAGCCUUUCUGGGUUGGGGAGAGGAAAGGAAAGUGGAAAAAACCUGAGAACUUCCUGAUCUCUCUCGCUGUGAGACAUGUCUGAGACUCCUGCUCAGUGUAGCAUUAAGGAACGAAUUUCAUAUACACCUCCAGAGAGCCCAGUGCCGAGUUACGCUUCCUCGACGCCACUUCAUGUUCCAGUGCCUCGAGCGCUCAGGAUGGAGGAAGACUCGAUCCGCCUGCCUGCGCACCUGCGCUUGCAGCCAAUUUACUGGAGCAGGGAUGACGUAGCCCAGUGGCUCAAGUGGGCUGAAAAUGAGUUUUCUUUAAGGCCAAUUGACAGCAACACGUUUGAAAUGAAUGGCAAAGCUCUCCUGCUGCUGACCAAAGAGGACUUUCGCUAUCGAUCUCCUCAUUCAGGUGAUGUGCUCUAUGAACUCCUUCAGCAUAUUCUGAAGCAGAGGAAACCUCGGAUUCUUUUUUCACCAUUCUUCCACCCUGGAAACUCUAUACACACACAGCCGGAGGUCAUACUGCAUCAGAACCAUGAAGAAGAUAACUGUGUCCAGAGGACCCCCAGGCCAUCCGUGGAUAAUGUGCACCAUAACCCUCCCACCAUUGAACUGUUGCACCGCUCCAGGUCACCUAUCACAACAAAUCACCGGCCUUCUCCUGACCCUGAGCAGCGGCCCCUCCGGUCCCCCCUGGACAACAUGAUCCGCCGCCUCUCCCCAGCUGAGAGAGCUCAGGGACCCAGGCCGCACCAGGAGAACAACCACCAGGAGUCCUACCCUCUGUCAGUGUCUCCCAUGGAGAAUAAUCACUGCCCAGCGUCCUCCGAGUCCCACCCGAAGCCAUCCAGCCCCCGGCAGGAGAGCACACGCGUGAUCCAGCUGAUGCCCAGCCCCAUCAUGCACCCUCUGAUCCUGAACCCCCGGCACUCCAUGGAUUUCAAACAAUCCAGGCUCUCCGAGGACGGGCUGCAUAGGGAAGGGAAGCCCAUCAACCUGUCUCAUCGGGAAGACCUGGCUUACAUGAACCACAUCAUGGUCUCUGUCUCCCCCCCUGAAGAGCACGCCAUGCCCAUCGGGAGAAUAGCAGACUGUAGACUGCUUUGGGAUUACGUCUAUCAGUUGCUUUCUGACAGCCGGUACGAAAACUUCAUCCGAUGGGAGGACAAAGAAUCCAAAAUAUUCCGGAUAGUGGAUCCCAACGGACUGGCUCGACUGUGGGGAAACCAUAAGAACAGAACAAACAUGACCUAUGAGAAAAUGUCCAGAGCCCUGCGCCACUACUACAAACUAAACAUUAUCAGGAAGGAGCCAGGACAAAGGCUUUUGUUCAGGUUUAUGAAAACCCCAGAUGAAAUCAUGAGUGGCCGAACAGACCGUCUGGAGCACCUAGAGUCCCAGGAGCUGGAUGAACAAAUAUACCAAGAAGAUGAAUGCUGAAGGAACCAACAGUCCACCUCAGCGGGCCAGCAGCCCAGGGAACCCCUGCCCACCAGGAUUGCUGGAAGUGUGACGGAGCAGGCGGGCUGAGGAGAGUGGAAAAGGAAGCGACCCAGAAAUGGCAGGGACACUUCUCUUGCAGACCAAGAGGGACCCUGGAGCACCUUAGACAAACUACCCAGCACAGGCGGGGCUGGAAUUCUGGCGGAGGGCAUGAGCCUGGGACUCCAUGUCACGUUUCCUUCUGAUUUGGAAUCUCUCCAUCUGUAAUUCCUCACCCUCACCCUUCCACUGUUGUUAGUUUCAUGGUGUUUUUGUUUUUGUUUUAAGAACCUGCAGUUUGACUCUUCAUCGUUCAUCUAGGGGAAGACAUCUGAUGUUGUUUUCCUAUGGAAAUAUAUAUCUAUUAUAUAUAUAUUUUUUGCAAAUCUCACAAAGUGCGGCAAGCCCAGCUGGUCAGGAAAGAGAAUACUUGCAGAGGGGUUCAGGUUCCUCUUUUUCCUGCCACGUGGAUCAGGUUUGUUCCUGUUACUGUUGGGUCUUGGCUGAAAAAAAAAAAAAUGCUUUUAAAAAAGAUAAAAUGAAAAGGAGAGCUCUCUUUUUCUCUCUCUUGCUCUGUUCUUCCCUUGGUCCCCUCUGUCCUCCCGCCCUGCCUGCAAUUGAGAUUCAGAUGCCUUCUGACAGAGUUCAGCCUCUUGGAGAGUCUUGGGGAUUGUUGGCACCUAAACAGAAUCAGUGACCCGGGUGCUUUGUGGCCAGCAGCACAGAAUCAAACCCACAUCCCAGCAUUGGGCCACCCAUCUGAGGGAGGCCAAAAUCAUCACAGAUGCUGCUGUGCUGCAGACAGAUACAUGCUAGUCCAGAGAGCCGCCCCUGAGAUGGCUGUGAGAACCAUGUGUCUAAGGCGUAAGAUAAGGAUGGAAGGCUGUCCAAGUUAUUUGGAAGGCCUCGGCAGCUUGGGAUUAGCUUGGGAGCGCUGCAAAGUGGAAAAUAUGAAAAGACCACACAGGCCCAGCAGUCCAGAAACUGGGCAAAAAUAUUCUGCAGUGGGGAUUUAUUUUUCCAAAGCAGGUAACAGAGGCUAGUGAGAAAGAAAAGCUCCUCUCUGCUCCAUUCCAAAGGCCAUCUUGUGGUCAGUUUCAUGCCCUCACCUGAUUUUUUUUUUUUUUUCAAUUCCUAACCUUUUUUAAAGUUUCCUGGUCUCCACUGGACACAGAGCUUUGGAGACGGAGGAUCCCAGAGGGCAGUCUCAGUUGCAAUCAGUGUUUGCCCAGCCUGGGCAGACAGGAAAUUCCUCGGAUACAUUAUUUUUUCUUCCUUUCAUAGCUGUGUCUCAGAAAGGACCCAUUUGUGGCUCUUUUUCACCUCAAAAUAAGAUCGAUGGUAUCUUGUAAAAUGAGGGUAGUGCCACUUCUUAGUAUUUUUGAAAGCUGUUUUAGAUUGUUUUUUUUCUUCCUUUUCUAGCCAUCUAAAUUGACUCUUCCAAUAUAGGUCUCAGAAAUCCAAUAUUUGGAGUACAAUUUCUUUUAAUCCAGAUUACACCUGCCUUACAAAGCACCCCCUCCUUGUUCCCCUCUGUUUCCUCUACUCAGUUGGGGGAGAAACUCACAGCUCCUCCGGGAUACAUAUGUGCCCUCAGCAGCAGCUUCCAGGUGAAGUUACCAGACCCCUGGGCUUCUCCCCAGCCUUUUCUGAGUUGAGUCAGACAUGUAGAGUUUGGGUCACACAGGCAAGAGGAAUUUUCCCUCGGCCUUACUGACAAGGACACCAACCUAGGGUGCAAACAGAUGGACUAUGGUUCAAGGACACUGGAAUUGAGGAGCUGAUCAAGGCUCUCUUCAGCCUUGCUCUGUCCCUGCCUCUUAUCAGAGCACAGGUAGACACACGGGCAUAGCCAGCCCACUCCUGCUGUCACAGGCGCCCCACCAUUCAACCUUCCGGGAGGUCAGGGACCUUCUAUAUGAGGCGAGUGGGUCUCAGUCUGCUUGAAUGGUGAUGAGAUUCUGCUGGAUCUCAGCACGCUGCAGGUGUCUUUUGAGAGCAUUCAGUAGGACAUGGUGAUCCCUAUUUCAGCCUCUAAGAUGACUGGUAUUCUAUCUGAAAUGCAGAGAUUAAGCCAAGUACCUGAUGUAUUGUGAAAGCCACUGAUUUUAAGAAUGGAGAGAAAGGGAUUUUUACUGCAUCCCUCUGUAUGAAUAUGAAAUCAGAGACCAGAGCAUGAUGUUGCUAGGAUUAGAGCCUCUCAGUCUGGCCUCUUCACCCAAGUGCAAGAACUCAGUCUCUUACUGUUCAAAGAAUCUUAACAAACAGUUGAAUUAUGGAGGGAAAUUCCCUUUUGCCCCAAGCAUUUCUAUAUUUAAAGCAAUAUCCCAGGAGAAUAUGUUAGACUUAGGAUGAUACCUUCAGCCACUUGAAGAAGAAAUAGAAGGCACUCAUUCCAAUAUAGUCUUUAUUUCCCAUUCAGAUACAGGUUGAGCAUCCCUAAUCUGAACAGUUAAAACCCCCAAAUGCCCCAAAAUCCAAAACUUCCUGAACGCUAUGACACCAUGAGUGGAAAAUUCCACACCUAACACCUUUGCUUUCUUAUGGUUCAAUGUACACAAACUGUUUUAUAUAGAAAAUGAUUUCAAAUAUAAAAUUACCUUCAGGCUAUGUGUAUAAAGUAUAUAUGAGCCAUAAAUGAAUUUUGUGUUUAGACUUUGUGUCCAUCCCCAAGAUCUCUCAUUAUAUACAUAUAUAUAUGUGUGUGUGUGUGUGUAUAUAUAUAUAUAUAUAUAUAUAUACACACAAAUAUUCCAGGAUACAAAAAAAAAACAUUUAAAAAUCCGAGACCCAGAACACUUCUGUCCCAAGCAUUUCAGAUAAGGGAUAUCAAUCUGUACUACCAAUAAGGAUUUUGUAAUUCCCCUAACUGCAAAUGUCCUCUUCAUUUGUUCUUUAUGAGAAAACCCGGGUAGUGCCAGCACCUGGAUACAGUAUUUACACCCUGCAGACCCUAAAGAUUUCAGAUUCAGUUAGCAAACCUUGAUGAAGCACCUGCUGGACACUGUGAGGGACCCAAAGCUCAAUCAGCCAUAAUCCCUGCUUUCAGAGUUUAUAUUGUACCUGCCUAAUCCACCCGGCGUGACUCAUUUCAACACUAAGUACUAGGGGUGUUGUCAGGAGACAAAUCUGAAGUCAGGAGAGGAAAAUGCAAAGGAGCCCUGCCGUGUGAUGGAUGUGCACUCUCACUUGGGUCUUGAAGUUCUCAUUCCUACAUCUCAAGCUAGCCAGGCAGUCUCCUCUGUAGCAGAAGAAACCACUGGUAAUUGGCUAGACUGGCUAUGUUGAAAACAUGAACUCUAAGAUCUUGACCCAGGGCAACUUGGUCUUGCUUAAGGUGGCAUCACCAAUGUUCCAAAUCCUUUGGGGAGAUGAGGGCGUCCCCACAGAAAAAGAGGAAUAAUAGACCAAUGGAUUUUCUCCUUUCAACAGUAUGUUUGGAACCCUCUGAUCCAAUGUCUUUUGAUACUGAUCUCCUGUCCAAAUGAGAAUGUCGCUUUAGCUGAAAUUCAAAUGGCUAUGACAAUUUACCGAAAUGAUGAAGUAACCACCAUUCCCACCUUUCACUGCCUAGUCUCCAAGUCUGAAUAUUUUUGAAAUAGGAACUCCCUUUUGCAAAAAAGAAACCUGGGUGUCAGGGAGGUGAAGUGACUUGCCCUAGGAGCAGACAGCAUGCCAAGAAUGGAAUUAGGCUCAGGAUCCAGCCUGGGCUCACCCUGUCUGGCUCAUUCCCACCCAGGAAACUGAAGAUAAAAGAUUUGGGAAAACACACCAAGAAAAAGGGGCAGUUUUCUUUGCCCAAGCAUUUGGUGCUAGUUAGAGGCUGUUCACUCUCUCCUGCUCCUCUUCGGAGUAGAAAUAAAGGCUGUGACGCAAGGAAGCCAGUGGGGUGGGAGGGAGGCACGAUAAUCCCUGCCUAAAACCCACAGAAGACUAACCUGAUACUCUUUUGACCCAACUGCAUCAACACUAAACAGCUGCAGACCCCCUGAAUCUUUCACACAUGCCAAGUGAACAUUCUUGAUGAUUUCUCUUUGUGACUGCAACCACCUGCAAACCAGAACGAAUCUAGAAUUUCCUUCCCCCCCCCCCUUUUUGUUUAGUUUCUAAUCUCUUGUUUAUGAGGUGUGGGGUUUAUAAGGGACUGAAUCAAAUGAAUGUAACAAAAAAGAAAAAAAAAACAAAAAAAUGCCUUUUCUCAGGGCCAGUGAGUUGCAAAUAAUUUUUAAAGAAAAGCCUAUAAUUACAUCAUCUCAAUAAAUUUUUUAUAAAAAAAAAA